AUGGGGGCCUUAUGUUGUUGCUUUCAAGUUGAUCUUUUUGAGAGUUAUGUCAAUCCAAACACUUCCAUGACUAGGAACUGUCCAUGCCUCAAUUGCUUCCUCCAAAAUUUCAUGGGUUUGUAUACUUCGUUGUUUAAUAGAGGGGGAAUGCAUCCGAUACCUUCAACCGUCGAGACUGCUACAGUGAGGACUUCCACAACUGCACUUGAUGACUCUCUCUCUAGUGUGUAUCAUUCUCCUCCAAGACCGUUGCCUUACGAUGCUGAUCCUAGGUACUUUCGUUUUACUAAAGGUUCAAGCCAUUCAGGUGAAGAAGCAGAACCGUUAAGAGGUGAUACUGAAAUGAGUUCUGAAGUUUCCGGUGGUGGAGCCAAACGGAAUAAGUCUGAUUGUGAAGAUAGUUCGAACGAAGCAUAUUCAAAAGGUUCAUCAACUAUUGAAAAUUCAAAGACAAAGCUGGGGAUAGAAAUGUAUUAUGCAGAAUCGGAUGAUGAGGAUAUUUGUCCGACCUGCCUCGAUGAUUACACGCCGGAGAAUCCAAAGAUAAUCACCAAGUGUUCUCACCAUUUUCACCUUAGCUGUAUUUAUGAAUGGAUGGAGAGAAGUGAAACAUGUCCCGUCUGUGGAAAGGUGAUGGCAUUUGAUGAAACUGGCUAA
This is a messenger RNA of Arabis nemorensis, 657 nucleotides long. NCBI's taxonomy places the organism in Eukaryota, Viridiplantae, Streptophyta, Magnoliopsida, Brassicales, Brassicaceae. The record is from the annotation of a GenBank genome assembly.